Messenger RNA from Colletes gigas, 1950 nucleotides. RefSeq names its product leukocyte elastase inhibitor-like. The transcript is spliced from 8 exons. The record is from RefSeq and is a predicted model, not a curated record. Bases 258 to 1478 code for a protein of 406 amino acids. Gene Ontology annotation, molecular function: serine-type endopeptidase inhibitor activity. Lineage: Eukaryota; Metazoa; Arthropoda; Insecta; Hymenoptera; Colletidae.
AACCUCUUUCCAAAGUACCAGUUUUGUAAUACAUCGAUACAUUACAUAUCACAAAAUGUUUCAUUCAACGUUUCUGAAUAUCCAUAUUAUUUCUAUUAUUAUACGCUGAAGUUUCAUGCGAAAAUUCACCUAUACCAAGCAAAAAUAGUUUAAUCUUUCAGUUCGCUCUCGAUAAUUCCAAGUACAGUUAUUUUCGAUAAACAAUAUUAAAUAUUCCCUAAUUUUGUUAAUAGAAUUAAUACUCGACGAAAGUGACAAUGUUUUUUGCGUUACUUACAGUUUUAAACACUUUUGUUGCUCUCACAGCUACGCAAUCGAUUAAUAUGUCUUUAGACAACAAAAGUCUACAUAAAGAUUUCUCUAUCUCCUGCAAUGACUUUACACAAGCUUUUCAUAAAGAAUUAUCCAUUACCAGCGAGGGAAACAUUGUUACUUCACCGUUCAGUAUACAUAUGAUCUUGUCUUUACUUUCUCACGGAGCAGAGUCUGAAACUUUAGAUGAAAUGACAGUUGGUCUUUGCCAUCGUAACAAAGAUUCUAUAAAAGAAGGAUACGCAACUCUAAUAGCUUUGCUAAAUGAGCUGACAAAUGUUAAACUAUACAUCGCGAACGCGAUGUAUAUUCAAGAUGGAUUUGAAUUGCAAACAGAAUUUUUGGCAGUAGGAUCAGACGUUUACAAGUCUUCAAUCUCAAAGUUAGAUUUCAAGCACAAUAUAGAUGCGGCUGAGAAAAUCAAUGCGUGGGUGAAGAAAGCGACGAAUGAUAAAAUAUCUAAUCUCGUGUCUUCAGACGAUUUCGACGAAGAUAUGAAGCUAGUAAUGGUAAAUGCUAUUUAUUUUAAUGGCGUUUGGUUGCAUAAAUUCGAUCCAAAGAACACGGAGAAGAAAACAUUCCACGUGACGAAAACUGAAUCGAAAUUUGUAUCAAUGAUGUUUAGUAAACGUAAAUACGAUUACGGCGAACUACCAACGAUGGGCUCGCGCUUUAUUGAAAUUCCAUAUAUGAAUAAAGAUAUCGUGAUGACGAUAAUAUUACCCACGGAAAAGGAUGGACUUUUAAAUUUGCAAAAUAACUUCUCGUGGGAAGUGCUCGCAAAUGCAGAACGAUCGCACAACGAAAUUGAAUUGUUUCUUCCGAAAUUCAAAAUAGAAUUUACGGUAGACUUGGAGAACAUUUUACGAAAGCUCGGCUUAAAUACAAUAUUCGAGGACAACGCAAAUUUCAGCGGCAUUUCAAGUAUACCGUUAAAAGUCAGUAAAGUUUUGCACAAAGCAGUGAUAGAAGUUCACGAAGAGGGCACCGAAGCUGCAGCUGCAACAGCUGUGCAAAUGAGACUCAGACGAAUGAUCCUUAUGCCAGAACAAUUUCUGGUCGAUCGACCUUUCAUGUUUGUAAUCGAAUACAAACCUAACAAGGUACCACUUUUUAUUGGAAGCGUAAAAGAUAUAACAGUUAGCCCAGAAAGAGACGAGUUAUAAAUUUUUAUCCUCGGACGAUGGCAAGACAACACAAAAUUUAUCAUUCGUGUAAUAUUUCUAUAUGUACAUAUAUGUAUAUAUAUUUUACUUCUCAACCGCUUCUCCCACUACCACAUUCCAGAUUAACUAGGGUGCUUUACAUAAUAACUAUAGUGGGGGGUUAUUUUUUUAUACUCGUGUGGACCAGAAAAUUAGGAGAAGGAGCCAUAAUUAGCUCACUUCGUCAUCCCUGAUACCAGAAUUGCACAAAAUAUGUUCGCUACUAACGAAUAAAAAUAUUAGAUUCGCUUCUGUCUGCGGCUUUGCUUGCUCGAAUAUUGCUUUAAUAAAUUUAUUUAUACAUUUUAAUUUAUAAAUGAAACAUACGCAGAAAUCAGUUUACGAAUCAGUCUAAAAUUUGUAUUCGUUAUUCGUGAAUAACACGUGCCCCGAUGCAAAGUACUUACACAAACGAAUCUAUACAAAGCUUGAC